AUGAAGAGUGAUUUUGUGGUUGAGUUCCGGAGCGCAUGGAUUGAGGGCCAGAGGCUAUACAUUCAGACAGAGUUUUGCGACUAUACUCUAAAGGAGAUUAUUGAAGCAAAAAAUAAACACUUUAGCGCUUCCAACGCCGCAUCCUUUGGACAGACUAUUGAUAUAACACUCAUACCUCUCAUUGAUUACUUCAUAGCAUAUGAAUUGUUUGAGGAAUUGACCGAAAGCCUCAACUAUUUGCAUUCCUUUAAGCCUCCAAUUAUGCACCGGGACCUCAAACCCGCAAAUAUACUUGUAUUGCAUACAAUUGCCGGAUCUGGGCGUCAGUUCAUUAAGAUAGGUGACUUUGGUUACGCCAAACCAUACGUAUAUUUAGGCCAAUCGAAUACUGUAGAUAAAGGAACCGUUAAGUAUAUGGCACGAGAAGUUUGUCGCGGAAAGCAUUACGACACCAAAGCCGAUGUCUAUAGUCUAGGCCUCAUUUGCAUCGAAUUAUUUGGUUUAGACGAGUUCCAGUAA
This is a messenger RNA of Medioppia subpectinata, 519 nucleotides long. NCBI's taxonomy places the organism in Eukaryota, Metazoa, Arthropoda, Arachnida, Sarcoptiformes, Oppiidae. The record is from the annotation of a GenBank genome assembly.